Molecule: messenger RNA, 807 nt
Organism: Paraphaeosphaeria sporulosa
Lineage: Eukaryota; Fungi; Ascomycota; Dothideomycetes; Pleosporales; Didymosphaeriaceae
Exons: 1
Coding region: 54-749 (231 amino acids)
Source: RefSeq, a predicted model, not a curated record
UACACGUUCUCCCCACACUACGCGACGGCCCUCACUCGUCCACAGCCAGCGCCAUGGGGGGCAACCGCAAAGAGCGGCGUGCAGCCGGGAAGGGGGCAACUGGCGGUGCGACGACCACGGGGUCGGCGUUCCAGGCGUCCAACGAGAUCGACGAAGAGGGCAUCAACAUGAUCCUCCAGCACCCCGACCGCUCCGGGCCGAAGGGGAAGACGCUGUUCGAGCUCGCCGAGGAGCGCCAGCGCGAGCUGGACAUUGCCAAUGGCAGGAAGCCGCGGUGGGACAUCAACAAGGACAACACGCCCGAUGGCGAGCGCCCGUUCAAUGACGAGGAGCCGCUGGGCCCGCUGGCCGUGGGCGUCCUGUACUCGGUGACCAUGGCCGUCAUGCACCUGACCGUCGACAUCCUCGUCUACAGCCAGUACCGCGAGGACGUCAUCUGGAGUGAGAUAUUCCAGCGCGCAGGGACCGCCCUGCCCAUCUUCUUCCUUCUCGUCUACCUGGCCCACGUCGACAUUUCGAACCGCUUCCCGCUCCUCCGCAACCUCGCCUUCUUCGCCGGCGCCAUAACGGCGGGCUCCUAUCUCGUACGCUCGGGGAACAAGCAUGGCUACUUCUUCGUCAUGAAGACGGCACCCCCAGUUGCUACACUGUGGGUGUGGAGCACUAUCGAGAUGGAUGUCCAAUACUCUGCUCUCAGCGCUUUGGCUGUGCUGGGCUACUCGUGGUGGAACGAAUUCACUUUCUUCUAAAGAGUUCUCCUGGACCAGCCUCUGUCACAUGCCUUCAGCCCGGCCGAGACCAUACCCG